Sceloporus undulatus (fence lizard) is the source of this 330-nucleotide messenger RNA. Its product is annotated as C-type lectin BfL-2-like. The record is from RefSeq and is a predicted model, not a curated record. Gene Ontology annotation, molecular function: signaling receptor activity. The coding region runs from base 4 to 330 and encodes 108 amino acids. The transcript has 4 exons. Lineage: Eukaryota; Metazoa; Chordata; Lepidosauria; Squamata; Phrynosomatidae.
UGGAUGGCAUACCAGAAAUAUUGUUAUGGACUCUUCACAAGAAAGCUGCCCUGGAAGGAUGCAGAGCAAGACUGCCAAAGUUACGGCUACGAUAGCCACCUCGCUUCGAUCCGCUCAGUAGCGCAGAGCACUAUGAUAUCCAGCUACAUUCUCUUCCACUAUGAUGAUGAUGAAGGAAUCUGGAUUGGACUCUCCAAUCCUCAGCAGAAUGGAGCCUGGCAGUGGUCUGACCGCUCAACACUGACCUAUUGGCCUUGGGACUCUGGCAAACCCAGCGUUAAGGGUCAAGAAGCCUGUGCCCAUCUCUCAGCCACGUCAGGGAUAAUGUAA